AUGACCAAUAGAAACGCAGCCCAGGAGGGGGCGCGGCUACCGCUAGCGGGCCCCGUCCCGCCCGUGCUUCCGGCAGGGCUGAGGAGGCGAGUGGAAACUUUCCCAGAGUUCCUCCGAGCUUCGGCCCGCGGCAGGGCGGGCGGAGCCCUGGCAGCGUCCGGGGACCUGCGGCGGCUCGGCCGGCUGGUGCAGCAGGGCCGGCUGUCCGCCCUGCAGGAGGAGCUGCGGCGGGCGGGCGGCCCGGGGCCCGCUGGGGACACGUUGUUGCACUGUGCUGCCCGCCAUGGGCGCCGGGACGUCCUGGCCUACCUGGCCGAGUCCUGGGACUUGGACAUCGAGGCCGCCGACCGGGAUUACAAGCAGCCUCUACACGAGGCUGCCUCCGCGGGCCACCUGGACUGCGUGCGUUACCUGCUGGGCCGGGGAGCCGCGGUCGACUGCCUGAAGAAGGCCGACUGGACUCCUCUGAUGAUGGCAUGCACUCGAAGGAAUCUGGAGGUGAUCCAAGACCUUGUGAAACACGGCGCCAAUCCACUUCUGAAGAACAAAGACGGCUGGAACACUUUCCACAUUGCCAGCCGAGAAGGUGACCCACUGAUCCUCCAGUACUUGCUUACUGUUUGCCCAGUUGCCUGGAAAACAGAGAGCAAAAUUGGGAGAACUCCUCUGCACACCGCAGCAAUGCAUGGCUGCUUAGAGGCAGUAAAAGUGCUUCUUCAGAGGUGUCAGUAUGAACCAGACUGCAGAGACAAGUGUGGCUUCACACCCUUUAUGGAUGCAAUCCAGUGUGGUCAUGUUAACGUAGCCAGGCUGCUCCUCACGAAACAUAAGGCCUGUGUUUCCACUGAGGAUUCCCUGGGGGCCCAGGCUAUACACAGGGCAGCAAUCACUGGGCAGAAUGAAGCCAUCCGAUUCUUGGUUUCUGAACUUGGCAUUGAUGUAGAUGUGAGAACAACAUCAGCCCACCUCACAGCACUUCACUAUGCAGCUAAGGAAGGACAUGUAAGCACAAUUCAGAUGCUCUUGUCCUUGGGCGCUGACAUCAACUCCAAAGAUGAAAGAAACCGAUCAGCCUUGCACCUGGCUUGUGCGGGUCAGCACACAGCUUGUGUCAAGUUCCUUCUGCAGUCUGGGCUCAAGGACUCCCCAGAUGUGACGGGCACCCUGGCUCAGCAGCUCACACAGAGCACAGACAUCCUUCAGUGCUUCACCCACAGCAUGAUGGUGUGAGCAUGUUUCUAAAGACAACGCUGAGAUGCAUGGAGUUCACAUUCUGCUGCUGAGUUCUGAUAGCUUCAGUGCAACCGGUGGACAGUGUUCUGUCCCUGCCCUUCCCACGCCAGUCAAGAAUUCCCCAAUGAUGAGUGGCCAGCUUCCUAGCUGUGUGACUGGCACAUUCUCAGACCUGGACCACAAUUGGGAUCUUUCCGUAAUCUUGGUUUAACUUUUUCUACCGUUUCAGUAAAUUAGAUGAUAUUUAUGAAGUCAGUGUCUGGAAUCCUUAAAGAAGCACGUGAUUUGCCUGAAUGUGGUACUGUAUACAUGCUUAACUAUAUUUGAAAUACUUUAUGAUACCAUAUGGUAAGGCAAUGGCAGUAACACUAAAAAGAUAAGAAAUUGCUAUUAACCUGAGCCCUAAAACAUAAUUGGCCUGUUUGCUUUCUUCAUUCAUGGGCUUUUUCUCAGCCAUUACAGUGGUUGAACUUUUGGUUUUGUAGCCAGGAAGGGAAUGCUGAUAAUCUGUUUAUAUAGACAUUUAUAAGGAAUUAGUGAAAACGUUUCUAUAUUCUAAGCACUCCUAACUAAGCUAUAAUGUUUUGAUCUUGAGAUUUUUAUUUAUAUUCACAAAUUCUAUCUUGGCUCUUUUUAGGUAAUGAAGAUACCUAAAAAAUG
This is a messenger RNA of Manis pentadactyla (Chinese pangolin), 1893 nucleotides long. RefSeq names its product ankyrin repeat domain 16 (gene ANKRD16). Gene Ontology annotation, molecular function: protein binding. The transcript is spliced from 8 exons. The coding region runs from base 1 to 1230 and encodes 409 amino acids. The record is from RefSeq and is a predicted model, not a curated record. Lineage: Eukaryota; Metazoa; Chordata; Mammalia; Pholidota; Manidae.